This is a messenger RNA of Ictalurus furcatus (blue catfish), 3442 nucleotides long. RefSeq names its product poly(ADP-ribose) polymerase family member 9 (gene parp9). Gene Ontology annotation, cellular component: cytoplasm; nucleus. The record is from RefSeq and is a predicted model, not a curated record. Gene Ontology annotation, molecular function: ubiquitin-like protein ligase binding; transcription corepressor activity; NAD+ poly-ADP-ribosyltransferase activity. The transcript has 9 exons. The coding region runs from base 175 to 2514 and encodes 779 amino acids. NCBI's taxonomy places the organism in Eukaryota, Metazoa, Chordata, Actinopteri, Siluriformes, Ictaluridae. Gene Ontology annotation, biological process: positive regulation of type II interferon-mediated signaling pathway; negative regulation of gene expression.
CAGGUCGUGUUAUUUACAUAGGAGGCGGGAUUUAGGCGGAAUUACUCUUGGUUUCCUGUAAAUGUAACACCAGUUUUCUCACGGAAACGCUUUUACUUUCGAUUUUUUUCUUUUCAUAGCCGAGUGUUCUCUCGUUACUCGCACGAGUAUUUUGCUGUUGACACAAAACCAGUCAUGGAAGAUGGCAAUGCAUUGGUUCCGUUGCAGCCAGAGGGGAUUGAGAUUCUGAAAUGCAGUCGUGCUGCAUUUUGCUAUGCACUAGCAGGAAAAUUUGGUUGUACCGCUCAGAUCCACAAUGUGGAGGAUCAUGCAGCUUCAUUGUUUUCCCACGGCAAAACAACCAUUGUGCCUGAGAUUAAGUACAGCAAACAGCUGCCUAAGAGCCUGACGGUGUCAGUGUGGAAAGAUGAUCUUACUACGCAUAAGGCAGAUGCUGUGGUAAAUGCAGCAAAUGAGUAUUUGAGUCAUGGAGCAGGACUUGCUCUAGCUCUGAGUUUAGCUGGAGGUCCUAAUAUCAAGAAGUGGAGUGAGGACAUCAUAAAACAAAAGGGUAAAGUUCCCACAGGUGAAGUUGUUGCAACACCAGCUGGAAAUCUCCCUUGUAAAAUGAUCAUACAUGCUGUUGGACCCUGUGUAUCACCAAAUGCAACAAAUGUGGCACUUAUGGAAGCAUCAAAACUUUUGGGAGAAACUAUUUGGAGCAUCUUACAAAAAGCUAACUUUGAAAACCUACAGUCUGUUGCAAUCCCUGCAAUAAGCUCAGGCCUUUUCAAUUUUCCACUGCAAAAAUGUGCAGAGAUCAUUGUACAAACCGUGAAGGAAUUCAGUAAAAAACGCAAUCCAGGAGCCAGAAGCCUCGAGGUUCGUCUGGUGAAUAACGAUGAUCACUCAGUUCAACAGAUGCAGAGAGCUUGCUGGGAAAUUCUGGGCCCAUCUGACCAAAUAAUGCCAAACCACGACAAUGCACCAACACAGUCUCCAGUCUCCAGUCUGGAUCUGGGGAAUGUGACUCUCCACCUCAAAAAGGGUGCCAUUGAGGAUGAGACAACAGAUGUGAUUGUGAACACGAUUGGCGCCGACUUAGAUUUAUCAAAAGGGCAGGUUUCAGCUGCUCUACUGACUAAAGCUGGCUGGAAGAUUCAAGAGGAAUUAAGACGUACUAAACAUGGAUAUGUUCCUGAGGGUGCUGUUAUUUCAACUACUGGCCAUAACCUGAACUGUAAGGCAGUGUACCACACUGUCUGUGCACCAAAAAGCUUCACUGGCAAUAAGGCCAAUGAGAUUCUUCACUCUGUGGUCACAUCUUGCCUUAGUAAGGUAACUAGUAUUAGGGGUUCAUCCAUAUCUUUUCCUGCUCUUGGGACAGGCAACCUUGGCCUUCAAAAAGAUGAAGUUGCUCAAAUUAUGACCACUGCAGCUGUGGAGUUUUCUAAAAACUAUACAGGCUCGAAAAUAAAAAUAUUAUUCGUGAUUUUUCCAAAGGACACUGUGACACUGAAGGCUUUUGAAAAGGAAAUGGCUUCCACUAACACAAAACUGCAAGCCUUUCAAAGCUCCAGCAGCACCAAUGGCAAAAGUUCAGCUUUUCACGGCAGUCCUUGCAUUGAGCUCUUUGCCCCAUCACCAGAGGCAAUAAGAGAGGCUAAACGAUGGUGUUAUGACAUGCUGCAUUUGUCCUCUGUCAAAUGUCCUCUGAAAAUAUAUAAUAAUCACAUUGUGCACCUGAGUCAGGAGGAUCAUGAAAAGCUGAUGUCCCUUCAGGUUCCACUUAAUGUUAUCAUCACAGAAUUCUUUAGGAAAGGCAAAGGAGGCAUUAUUAUCAAUGGUGACCCUGUAUGGGUCAAUUGUGCAGCAUUGGAGGUGGAAGCCAUGUUAUGUCGGGCCCAAGAGGACUUUGCUCGGCAUGAAGAGGAAGACAUGCAGGGCGAUUUGGAGUAUAUGUAUGUAGUAGACGAUUCUGGGCAACGACAAGAGACUGAGAGGAUGUCAAACAGGUUAUAUCAGAAGACACCCAUAAACCUGGAUGACAGGACUGUAAAAGAAAGGAUGAGAAACUUUACAAAAUGCGGCCUGAGGAUUGUGAAGAUGGAAAAAAUCGAGAACUAUGCUCUGAAGCAGAUCUUCCAGUUGAACAGCAAACGUAUAAAAACUCAACCUCAGCGUCUGUACCAGUGUGUGAAAGCACAGUUCUGUGAUCUGAUUUGCAGAGUGGGCUUCCAGAGGGAAUAUGCACCACCUGAAGAACAAAAGUAUGGAGCUGGUAUAUACUUCACGUCUGAAGUGGACAAAGCAAGAUCUCUGUGGGCAGACAAUGGAGAAGAAUAUAUCUACUUCAUUGAAGCUCAAGUACUCACUGGGAAAGACAAACGUGGUUCAGCAGAACUGAUUGUGCCUCCUCCAAUUGAAAAAGAUCCUCUGGUUCGUUAUGACAGUGUGACCAGUGGGAGCGGCAUUCACAUCAUCUUCAAUGGCCAACAGGCCUACCCUACGUACCUUAUUACGUGCAGCAAAUAAGCUUUGUUUUAGCUAAACUCUCCAUUUUCCACCAAAGCAUUCUGUCUUUACAUUAAAAUAAGGUUUUACAUUACAUUCACCGAGCACCAAUGCCUCAUUCAAGAGUUAAUUAAAGAUGUCAAAAAUGAAACUUAAAGCUUGCUAACCCUAACCAACAAAACUAUUAAAACAGUAAAUAGAUAAACCCAGUAUUUAAUUCAGUGAACUUAAAUUAGUUUUAUUGUUGUACUGAAAAUGAUUUGGAUUAUACUUGCUUAUUGUGGAAACACAAAUGUAAGUUGUUUUGUGUAGCUAAAUUACACACAUGACCUAAGAAAAAAAGUUUAAUUAGUCAAAAAUAAAAAAACAGAAAGAGGACAUCCUGGUGUACAUUUUGAUAUAUAAUGUAAGGCAUGACCUUGCUGAUGUCAAAUCCUCUUUGCAAAACUCUGAGCUGUCAGCUUCUCUUCUCUUCUGGUUUGUUCUGGGCCUGUUCCUUUAAUUGUUUUACUUUAGAUGCUUCUGUUUCAGGGAAUAUUUGUUAAGGGGUGACUUAUAAAUUCAGAUAUUACAGUAAUAUGAGUAGUUUAAACACAUUCUAAUUAUAUAUGUUAUGUUUGAAGUUAAAAAUUAAGAUAUAGCAGGUUACUCUGUUGCAUUUUUAAUGCUGUGGAUUUUCUACUUUCCCCCUGAGUCUCAGCACCACAUGGUUGAAUGGCACAUUUAAGAAUGACAGAAAAUGGGACAGGGGCUGUAUAAAUGUAGGCACUACAUUAAUAAAUUUAUAGAAUAACCUCUGCAAAUUUACAUAUAUAUUAUUUUUGAUUGCACUCUUUUGUGAAGCUAUGGCACAUUUUAUUUUCAUUUUUAAUACUGAGGUUUGGAAGUGUGUGGUGUUUUCUGGUCUGUCUUUGAUUGGAGCAAUAAAAUCUAACAGAUUUCAUAUUCA